This is a messenger RNA of Trifolium pratense (red clover), 2840 nucleotides long. RefSeq names its product cullin-1-like. The record is from RefSeq and is a predicted model, not a curated record. The transcript has 2 exons. Gene Ontology annotation, cellular component: cullin-RING ubiquitin ligase complex. Gene Ontology annotation, biological process: protein ubiquitination; ubiquitin-dependent protein catabolic process. Gene Ontology annotation, molecular function: ubiquitin protein ligase binding. The coding region runs from base 405 to 2045 and encodes 546 amino acids. NCBI's taxonomy places the organism in Eukaryota, Viridiplantae, Streptophyta, Magnoliopsida, Fabales, Fabaceae.
CAGGGCUUCCUAAAAUUGUAAGAAGAAUCUCAGUUAUACAGUAGAACAAAUAAAGUUAUCUUGAAGCCUAAGUUUUCUGGUCAAAUGAAAAAGUGCAAAAUGACACUGACAACUUUGUUGCUCUGUCCGUUCCAAAAGAAGUUUUGUUUUAGCACAAAAAAAAAUUAUAUUUAUAUUUGAAAUUUCACGUUAGAUAAUAAUAAUUUAAAAAAACUUUAUAUACACAAUCACAUCGAUCGUCUCACGGUAACUAUAUAUACACAAUCACAUCGUUUUGCUUCAUACUCACGGUAAUUAUACGGUAACUAUAUAUACACAAUCACAUCGUUUUGCUUCAUACUCACGGUAACUAUAUAUACACAAUCACAUCGAUCGUCUCACUUCAUCGCUUCGGUUAGGCUACAAUGGAACGAAAAACUAUUGACCUAGAUCAAGGCUGGGCCCAUAUGCAGAGCGGGAUUGCUAAGUUGAAGAGAAUUCUCGAAGGAUUACCAGAACCUCAGUUCAGUUCCGAGGAGUACAUGAUGAUGUACACAACCAUUUAUAACUUGUGUACUCAGAAGCCACCAUCUGACUAUUCACAACAGAUAUAUGACAAAUAUAAGGGUUGUUUUGAUGAAUACAUUAGAACUAAGGUUUUGUCUGCUGUAAGAGAUAAGCAUGAUGAAUUCAUGCUGAGGGAGCUUGUCCAGAGGUGGUCAAACCACAAGAUUUUUGUUAGGUGGCUUUCACGCUUCUUCCAUUAUCUGGACCGGUACUAUGUUCCACGAGCCUCCGUUCCUCCGCUCAAUGCAGUUGGGCUUUCGGCCUUCCGUGAUUUGGUUUAUACGGAGGUGCGGGCUAAUGCUAGGAAAGCUGUGAUUGAUCUUAUCUACAAAGAGCGCGAGGGCGAACAAAUUGAUGGAUCAUUGUUGAAAAAUGUUCUUGACAUAUUUGUUGCGAUUGGUAUGGGUGAAAUAGUGCAAUAUGAAGAGGAUUUUGAGGUGCAGAUGCUUGAGGAUACAGCCAAUUACUACAAAAGUAAGGCUACAAUCUGGAUCGAGUCUGACUCCUGCCCAGAUUACAUGAUAAAGGCCGAGGAUUGCUUGAAACGAGAGAGAGAAAGAGUGUCUCAUUACUUGCAUGCUAGCACUGAGCAGAAACUGGUGGAAACGGUGCAACAUGAGUUGCUAGUAAACCGUGCAAGUCAACUACUCGAGAAGGAGCACUCAGGAUGCCGUGCCUUGCUUAGAGAUGAUAAGGUGGAUGAUCUCUCUAGGAUGUAUAGACUCUACCAUAAAAUACCUAAAGGGCUGGAUCCUGUUGCCAAUGUAUUCAAGCAGCAUAUUACUGAUGAGGGUACAGCUUUGGUUCAACUGGCAGAAGAAAGUGCUAGCAAUCAGAAGACUGCAGGUGGUUCUGGCUCUCAGGAUCAAGUCCUUGUCAGAAAAUUCAUAGAGCUCCAUGACAAGUAUAUGACAUACGUUAAUAACUGCUUUAUGAAUCACACACUGUUCCACAAGGCAUUAAAGGAUGCAUUUGAGGUAUUCUGCAACAAAACUGUUGCUGGUAGUUCAAGUGCAGAACUAUUAUCUUCAUUCUGUGAUAAUAUCCUUAAAAAGGGUGGAAGUGAGAAGAUGAGUGAUGAAGCCAUUGAAGACACACUUGAGAAGGUAGUCAAGCUGCUUGCAUAUAUCAAUGACAAGGAUCUCUUUGCAGAAUUUUACAGGAAGAAGCUUGGCCGAAGAUUACUUUUUGACAGGAGUGGGAAUGAUGACCAUGAGAAGUGUAUUUUGACCAGGUUAAAGCAGCAAUGUGGUGGCCAGUUCACAUCGAAAAUGGAGGGAAUGGUAGUAGACUUGACAUUGGCUAGGGACAAUCAGUUGAAAUUUCAGGAAUAUCUUAAUGAGAACUCAUAUGUAAAUCCUGGAAUUGACUUGACAGUCACUGUUCUUACCACUGGAUUUUGGCCAAGUUAUAAGUCCGGUGAUCUCAACCUCCCUUCAGAGAUGGUCAAGUGCGUCGAAGUUUUUAAGGGAUUUUAUGAAACAAUGACAAAGCAUUGAAAACUCACAUGGAUUUACUCACUGGGAUCUUGCAACAUCAUUGGCAAGUUUAAUCCAAAAACCAUUGAGUUAAUUGUCUCAACCUAUCAGGCUGCUGCCCUGUUACUAUUCAACAAUGCGAAUAAGUUAAGUUAUUCAGAGAUUAUGACUCAGCUGAAUUUGAAUAAUGAGGAUCUAGUUAGGUUGCUUCAUUCACUUUCCUGCGCAAAAUACAAGAUCCUUCUUAAGGAGCCUAACACUAAAACAAUAUCCCCAAAAGACAGCUUUGAGUUCAAUUCCAAAUUUACUGAUAAAAUGAGAAGGAUAAAGAUCCCUCUACCACCCGUUGAUGAAAGGAAGAAGGUUAUUGAAGAUGUACACACAGACUGGCGAAUUGCUAUUGAUGCAGCUAUUGUGCGCAUUAUGAAGAGUAGGAAAGUUUUGGGUCAUCAACAAUUAGUUUCGGAGUGCGUUGAGCAGUUGGGACGCAUGUUCAAGCCUGAUAUCAAAGCAAUCAAGAAGCGGAUUGAAGAUCUCAUCACUCGGGACUACUUGGAGAGGGACAAAGAUAACCCCAACACCUUCAAGUAUCUGGCUUAGGGGAAGGUACUAAUGUACAACAUGGUGCGGGUUGAGAAAGCUACUUAGAUAACUGAAUUGAUUCUUACGUAAAUGGAUGUAGUCGGUUGCUUAAACCAGUGAUUGGAGAAUUAGUACUUGCUUAAUCCUUAUUCUUGUGUAUCAGACCAUGACUAGUGUUGAUGAUUUGCUUAUUAUUAUUUACUUGAAUGAUUGAUUUUUUUUUUUAAAGUAAAA